Hydractinia symbiolongicarpus is the source of this 2901-nucleotide messenger RNA. Its product is annotated as histidine ammonia-lyase-like. Lineage: Eukaryota; Metazoa; Cnidaria; Hydrozoa; Anthoathecata; Hydractiniidae. Bases 299 to 2356 code for a protein of 685 amino acids. Gene Ontology annotation, cellular component: cytoplasm. Gene Ontology annotation, biological process: L-histidine catabolic process. Gene Ontology annotation, molecular function: histidine ammonia-lyase activity. The record is from RefSeq and is a predicted model, not a curated record. The transcript is spliced from 22 exons.
UGUAACACGUAAAAUUUUCAUAAAAUGGCAACCCCUGUCAUCAUUAUUGUUGCUAAAACAGGGUCUGGCAGAUAGACCUGGUCGGGCUUGACUAACCCGUUUCGCCAGAGAUGCUCUUCAUCACAGAGGAUGAUUGCUCAGCCAAUCAAAGCGCAUGGUAAGAAAUUAGAAGGUAACCGCGGGAAAUACACAUUCCUGGAAGUCGGGAAUUAAACAAACACCAAUUGGCACGUGGUUGUUUGAUACUACAAUCAAGCAUUGUUUUCUCGUAUCGUGAUAUCCAUCGAUAUUACCAGAAAUGACCGAUGUCUUUCUCAUUUACAUCAUUUGCACCAUAUUGAUUAAAAAUGCUAGAAAAAAAAUGAAGGUUACAGCAUAUUUUAAUGGACAUAAUAUUGUCAUUCCUUGUGGUGGAGGAAGCAAGACAAUUGCAUGGUUAAUUGAUGAUGUUGUCAAAAGGGUCCAAUCACUGGGAGAUGAAAUGGCUCAACAGAGUGUUGAAGAUUUACAAGCAAGACUUUAUCCAGCUCGAGGACUUCUCAUGAAGAGUGAUAGAAUUGAAGAUGUAUUAGAUGACAAUGCGCAUGUUUUCAUUGGAAUGUCAAAUGCAAUUUCCCCAAAUGUUACAGGGUCAAUUGAGGUAGAGCACCAUGAAGCAUCACAGACACUGGAGUUGAAUGGAAAUAAUUUGACAGCCGAUGAUCUUGUAAAGUGCAGCAAAGGGGUAUACAAGAUAAAGCUUUCUGAACAAGCAAAGAAAAAUGUGAAGAAAUCAAGAGAUUUUCUGGAGCAGAUUAUAAAAAGCAACAAGGUGGUUUAUGGUGUGAACACUGGUUUUGGGAACUUUGCCAGUGUUGUGAUUGAAAACGAUAAAUUAAAACAACUUCAACAGAAUUUGAUUCGCUCUCAUGCUGUUUGUGUUGGUGAACCUCUUACGAUCGAAAGAACAAGAAGUUUGCUCGCAUUACGUAUCAAUAUUUUAUCCAAAGGAUUCAGUGGAAUCGCACUUAACAAUUUGCAAAAAAUGAUUGCAAUUUUUAAUUCUGGGUGUGUUCCACUUGUUCCGGAGAAGGGCACAGUUGGAGCUAGUGGGGAUCUUGCUCCUCUUUCACAUCUUGCGUUGGGCAUGAUGGGAGAAGGCCAAAUGUGGGGACCAAAAACUGGAUGGACAGACGCGUCAACGGUUUUGUCGGUUCAUGGUUUAAAACCGAUCGUCUUGGGUGCUAAAGAGGGGCUGGCUUGUAUAAAUGGAACUCAGCUCAUAACAGCUCUUGGCAGUGAAGCUUCGGAGCGUGCAUCUGCGAUUUGCCGACAAGCAGACGUAGUUGCAGCGUUGUCACUGGAGGUUUUAAAGGGGACAACCAAGGCUUUUAAUAAAGAGAUUCACGAUGUACGUCCACAUAAAGGACAAAAAUUAGUUGCUGCAAGGUUGCGUUCAUUGUUGCAUUCAAAUGUUUACAAAUCAGAAGUUGCAGAAAGUCAUCGAUUUUGUAAACGCGUCCAAGAUGCUUACACUCUUCGAUGUUCACCUCAAGUACAUGGAAUCGUCCACGACACAAUUGAAUUUGUUCAGAAUAUUAUAUCUAUUGAAUUAAACAGCGCUACAGACAAUCCUAUGGUUUUUGCUGACAUCGGAGAAACAAUGUCUGGUGGCAAUUUCCAUGGUGAAUAUCCAGCUAAAGCAUUAGAUUAUCUCGCCAUUGGAGUUCACGAACUAGCAAAUAUGAGCGAAAGAAGAAUCGAACGUUUAAUUAAUCCUGCAUACAGUGAGCUACCUGCCUUCUUAACGAAAGAUGGCGGAUUAAAUUCAGGAUUCAUGCUGGCUCAUUGCACAGCUGCAGCGCUUGUUUCUGAAAACAAAGUGCUUACUCAUCCAUCGUCUGUUGACUCGCUUACUACGUCUGCUGGCACAGAGGAUCAUGUCUCGAUGGGUGGAUUUGCAGCACGCAAAGCAUUAAUCGUUGUUGAACAUGUUGAAUACGUACUGGCUAUAGAACUGUUGGCAGCUUGCCAGGGAAUGGAAUUUUUGCGCCCUCUGAAAACAACAGAACCGUUAGAGGCUGUUCACCGAUUGGUGCGUUCGGUGGUCAAGCCAUAUGAUUAUGAUCGAUACAUGAAACCUGACAUCGAGGCAGCUGUCAAACUACUUCAAGAACAAAAGGUUUGGGAUGUUGUGAAACCAUACAUGGAUCAUUAUGAAAAGAUGUGUAAGAAACCAGCUCAUGAAUUAUAUGUCUCCCCGGCGUCACCAACUGGGUACAGUUGUCCACCAUCACCGGAAAGCCAUCGAUCAGCACAAAACGAUGAUGUGAUGGGACCACCAGUCAAACGAAAGAAGAAAUCUGCAAAAAAAUAAUUUGCCGUUGUUCUCAAUGGAAGGAAGCUGAUGCGACCACUUGUGAAGGGAACAUUCUCGAUUUGCGAUAUGUUGAAAUUUUAAAACGAAUUUCUAAAUUUGUGAAUGUGAAUUGUGUUUCUAUAUCUGUUGUUUGAAAGUUGUUUAAAAAUCGGAAAAAAUUGGUGUGUAACAAAUGGCAAAGUUUGGAAAAGAAUCUCAUUUCUUAUUUUUAUUCAGUUCAAAUCGAUACAAAUGCACAAAAUUAGCGUAAGCCAAGCUGUUCCUGCCUACAGUAACAAGAAAUCAAGAUUUCCCGAAACUGCCUUUUUUAAAGAUUAUUGUUGUUGUUGUUGUUGUUGUUGCUUUUGUUGUUAAAGUUUAUGUUUUUGCAAAAUAUUGACAUAUAUAAUUAUAAACAAGGUUGUAAAAUUUCUUCCCUUUUUUCCCGUAGACAAAAUUGUUACUUAAAAUAUUAUCAGAGUAUUUUUUUGAGGGUUAAUGUAUUUAUAGUUCCAAUUUUUAUAUCACAAUUUGAAGUAUUUACCUACAUAAAUGAUUUUAAA